Molecule: messenger RNA, 360 nt
Organism: Oikopleura dioica
Lineage: Eukaryota; Metazoa; Chordata; Appendicularia; Copelata; Oikopleuridae
Source: the annotation of a GenBank genome assembly
AUGAUGAUGUUCGGCGGUGAUUUCAACUCUGGAACUUGCAAUCGAGGUCGAGUCGAACUCCCGAAAGAAGUUGCCCAGCCAAUUGUCGUUCCCCAGCCUGCUCAAAUUGUCCAGCCGGCACAAGUAGCACAGCCCGCUCAACAAGUCGCCGCGCAGCCAGUUCAGCAAACCGUCCAGCAGGUCCGCUACGUUGACACUGUUGUUCAACCAGGUCAGCAAGUGGUUUACAAACAAGCCCCGCCUGCAUACGUCCAAAACUUGAGAGAUGUCUACUAUUACGACGAUUACGAGAUGUACGGAAUGCCAGCCUACGGAUUCCAAAACCCUUACAUCCGAGGAGGUCGAGUUUUCUUCGGAUAA